This is a messenger RNA of Rhizopus microsporus ATCC 52813, 335 nucleotides long. RefSeq lists its product as uncharacterized. Bases 58 to 237 code for a protein of 59 amino acids. Lineage: Eukaryota; Fungi; Mucoromycota; Mucoromycetes; Mucorales; Rhizopodaceae. Gene Ontology annotation, molecular function: nucleic acid binding. The transcript has a single exon. The record is from RefSeq and is a predicted model, not a curated record. Gene Ontology annotation, biological process: DNA integration.
CCUCAUCGACCUGCUUACGCAUUUGAUUUAAUAAGGCCUUUCCAAUCAUGUAGUAACAUGUAUACAUACAUGUUAAUUCUAAUCGAUAUCUGCGCUAGAUUCUGCGUACUGAAGCCCCUACUAGACAAAAAGGCUAAAACCGUUGCAGAUGCCAUGGUUGAUACAUUUUCCUUACUUGGUUAUCCUAGACACUUUGUAUGUAGUGAUAAUGGCUCAGAAUUCAAAAUGAGAUUCUAGAAAACAUGUUCAAUGCAAUGGGCAUUGAUAGGAGAUAUACCACUCCUUACCAUCCCUCGGCUAAUGAUGCGGCUCAACGUUAUGUCCAAACUUCCAGG